AUGGCGGACGAUGAAACUCAGGCUCUCGUUGUGGACAAUGGUUCGGGAAUGUGCAAAGCAGGUUUUGCUGGUGAUGACGCACCACGUGCUGUCUUCCCGUCAAUUGUUGGACGUCCACGCCACCAAGGCGUCAUGGUCGGUAUGGGUCAAAAGGAUAGCUACGUUGGUGAUGAAGCCCAGUCCAAACGAGGUAUCCUCACACUCAAAUACCCAAUCGAACACGGCAUCGUGACCAACUGGGAUGAUAUGGAGAAGAUCUGGCAUCACACUUUCUACAAUGAGUUGCGAGUCGCGCCCGAAGAGCACCCCGUUCUGCUCACCGAAGCCCCGUUGAAUCCGAAAGCCAAUCGAGAGAAAAUGACACAGAUCAUGUUCGAAACAUUCAACUCACCAGCCAUGUAUGUGGGCAUCCAGGCUGUGCUGUCCCUGUACGCGUCGGGUCGUACGACCGGUUAUGCGCUUCCACAUGCAAUCAUCCGUCUGGAUCUGGCUGGUCGUGAUCUGACUGACUACCUGAUGAAAAUCCUGACCGAGCGUGGUUACAGUUUCACGACAACGGCCGAGCGAGAAAUCGUGCGUGAUAUCAAGGAGAAGUUGUGCUACGUGGCUCUGGACUUCGAGCAGGAGAUGGCGACCGCGGCAUCGAGCUCCUCACUGGAGAAGAGCUACGAACUGCCUGAUGGUCAGGUGAUCACGAUUGGUAACGAGCGGUUCCGUUGUCCCGAGGCUCUGUUCCAACCGAGCUUCUUGGGUAUGGAAUCUGCCGGUAUCCAUGAGAGCACGUUCAACUCGAUCAUGAAGUGCGAUGUGGAUAUCCGCAAGGAUUUGUACGCGAACACCGUGCUGUCUGGUGGUACGACCAUGUUCCCUGGUAUUGCGGAUCGUAUGCAGAAGGAGAUCACUGCGUUGGCUCCGAGUACGAUGAAGAUCAAGAUCGUUGCCCCACCGGAGCGUAAAUACUCGGUUUGGAUUGGUGGUUCGAUCUUGGCUUCGUUGUCCACGUUCCAACAGAUGUGGAUCUCGAAACAGGAAUACGACGAGUCUGGUCCAGGUAUCGUUCACCGCAAAUGCUUCUAA
Opisthorchis viverrini is the source of this 1077-nucleotide messenger RNA. RefSeq lists its product as hypothetical. The coding region runs from base 1 to 1077 and encodes 358 amino acids. Lineage: Eukaryota; Metazoa; Platyhelminthes; Trematoda; Opisthorchiida; Opisthorchiidae. The transcript has 3 exons. The record is from RefSeq and is a predicted model, not a curated record.